AUGGCGACGACGGCAGGAUACAAACCCCUCCACGACGACGACACAUCCCUGAGACCACCCAUCAUAGCCGGCAUAAUCUCAACCUGGAUCGCCACCUUCCUCGCAGCCGCAGACAGCACCAUCACAUCCACCCUUUCCGCCACGAUCGCAAACGAGUUCCACUCCGUCAGCAUCAUAUCAUGGCUCGGCUCCGGAUACCUAAUCGGCCUCACGGCUACACAACCACUCAGCGGCAAAUUGAGCGAUAUCUUCGGCCGGCGGGCUAGUUUCUGCUGCUCGUGUUGUAUGUUUACGAUUGGGAAUCUUGUUUGCGGGCUUUCCGGAUCGAAGAUCGUGCUCAUUGCUGCGCGCGUUGUUACUGGUAUCGGUGGUGGGGGAUGUAUCUCGAUUGCUACGUUUAUCGCAUCGGAUAAUAUUCCGCUUAAACGACGUGGGAUAUGGCAGGGGACGGGGGCUGUGGUGUAUACGGCGGGGAUGGGACUUGGGGCUGUUAUUGGGGGUGCUGUUAAUGAUGUGGUUGGUUGGAGAUGGGCGUUUAUUGGGAUUGCGCCUGUCUCGCUGAUUUCUGGGAUUGGAGUUGCCAUGUUUGUACCGGGGUAUACCGAUGAUACACGGAGUUGGCGGGAGCUCUUGGGUCGUGUUGACUUUGCUGGUGCUGGGACGUUGGUGUCGUCCUUGGUAUUACUUCUUAUCGGACUCAACCAUGACGGACCCGAGCUUGUGACUGGCUUGUUUGCGAUUACUGUUCCGCUUGGGAUAGCGCUCUUGGCAGGCUUCGUCUGGAUUGAAUGGCAGUGGGCUAGGGAGCCGAUCAUUCCACUGUCUCUCUUCCGCCGACGGACGGUGGUGGCCGCAUGCCUGACUGCUUGGUUCAUGUCGAUGGCAUUCUAUGCACUCACCUUUUAUGUCCCAUUAUACAUGAAACUGCUGGGCCAUUCCACCAGUGAAAUUGGGCUUCGCCUUCUGCCCGACUCCAUUGGCGCUGGACUUGGGUCUUUCCUCGUCGGGCUAGUCAUCCGAGUCACAGGUAGAUACGGAAUUUUCCGUUAUACCAUGACUCUGCUGCUGCUGCUGGCAUCGCUAGGCUUUGCCGUUACCUCAGUUCACACCCCAUGGAUUCUUCCUGAGGUAUAUCUCCUGUGCAAAGGCUUCGGCAUGGGCGGAGCUUUGACGAUGUUGAUAUUGGCUCUGCUGCAUUCGGUACCACAUGAGAGACAUGCUACUGCCACAUCUGCAUUGUAUGCCUUUCGGUCGACUGGGGCGACCGUGGGACUUUCGGUUGCCAGUGUGAUGUUCAAGCACCGGAUGAAUCAGAGCAUGCUAGACACGGGGUCUAGCUGCUUGGAGGGGAUCAGUGUUAUCUGGAUGCUCUACAUGGAGCUUUCCAAUUGGCGUUAG
This is a messenger RNA of Penicillium daleae, 1398 nucleotides long. Its product is annotated as Major facilitator superfamily domaingeneral substrate transporter. Gene Ontology annotation, molecular function: basic amino acid transmembrane transporter activity. Gene Ontology annotation, cellular component: fungal-type vacuole membrane. Lineage: Eukaryota; Fungi; Ascomycota; Eurotiomycetes; Eurotiales; Aspergillaceae. Gene Ontology annotation, biological process: basic amino acid transport; transmembrane transport. The transcript has a single exon. The coding region runs from base 1 to 1398 and encodes 465 amino acids. The record is from RefSeq and is a predicted model, not a curated record.